AACCUGCCGUUCAUGGGUAAGCUCGUUUUGUGCGUGCGUACCCUGGCUGUAUCUGCUGCCAAGAUGGCUUUGAUCCGUUUCAAAGUGCCAAGGUAAUAUGAAAACGCAUGGUGACCCAACGCGGUCCUGACCUCUCAUAUCUGCGUCUUACAGCACAAGUAAGUUAAUUUGAAUGAUUAAUGCUCAUGUUAUUAAUAGCAAGUUCACUGUAAUUAUUAAAAGAAAUCUGUAUGUAUCUUUCUGUAUAUGGCGGAAAUUCUAAAUAAUCCCCGUAGGCGACAAUUAACUGCGCUAAUAGUUGCUUUUGGGGUAAUUAUCGAUGUAAAAAGGACCGUUGUGCAGUGUCAAAACUUCUUAGCCGUUUAGACGAAUGACGUAAACAAACGAAACAUCCUGAUUAAUGUUCAGAAAAAGGCAUUAUGUGACAGUUUGCUGAGUUUUUAACGGAUGGAAACCACCCACUCCAUUUAUUUAGUGUCUUAUGUAGCUAGUCAAGCGUGUUUUGAUUAACUUUGUCAUCUGAACUGUAUUUACAUAAUGAAAAUGACGUGAAGUGGCCUACAACUUUUGUAGAUGACGUGGGGUGGUGGGAUACACUUGUUUUAGGAAAUAUUUGUUUCCUAAUUUGUAUCUCCCUGGACCGCUUUUGCAUUUCACGUUCGUUUACCUGUUGACAAUUUCUCUUGGCGUUUGGGCGGCACAUGAUGUUUUGGUCAUCACCUCAUGUCGUAGAUGACCCGGGAGAAAUCCAGGUGCACUUGAAAGCUUUGCUUCGCUCUACCUCAGUGUUGGCUAGUCUCCUGAUUCCCUCACACGAUAAUGCAUAGACGUACUGUUCAUGUGUGCUCUCCCGCAAACUUGCUACCUUGAUAAACUGUGAUGAAUCCUGUUGCGUAUUUUCUGCGUGUCGGUUUAGGAUCUGUGCAUCCCAAAUUACACUCUAACCAUCCGCUAAAAGCUAUACUCUGCAGACAAGCUAUCUCAUUUAUGGUAGUGAUUACCUUUCCUCUGUCGUUACAGACACCAGACUUGACUGUAAAUAGAUGGUAACUGUAGAUAAAAGAUGUUAUCUGUGUGAGUGUGCGGUGUCUCAUGUGUUUGUUGAGACCUUGCUUAGGGUGUUUUACCUGUGCAUUACCAACGAUCUUUCGCAUGCAUAUCAUCUAUCAGAGAGGAACUACAGUGAAAUUGCCCAGAUCGGGUGUAGGCUGAUGUUGACAGUCAAGCUGAUGUAUUUUAUGACAGUCUGCAAUAAAAGCCCCUGCACUUAAGAUUGCUUCAGAUAACCUGUCUGUGAUGUCAAAUCAAAGAGCAAUCUCUUGGAGGUCUCAAAGAAAAUUAGAACUCGCUUUUGAAGAAUGCUUCGGACAGUAGUAGUUAUAGCUUUUACCGCUUUUCCCCAUCUAAACACCUUCUUGGAUGAUGUGUGUUGUGUGUGUGUGUGUUAUGUUGUGUUGUCUGUGUGUGAGGGGAAAGGGCUCAGUGUCAUGUUCAGCCGCUUCACAUGGGUUGAGACGGAAUCCUGGCCAACUCCAACGGCCAAAGCCUCCUUACAAGUCAUUGAUCGUGACAGUGCAGCCAUGAGAAAAUGUACUUUGUCCAUUCCCAUCAAAAGGAGGGGAAACUGCAUCAUGGCUAGUGCUUGCAACAAUCAGUUUCUUCCAUAGUGCAUUGUGGCUCAGGCGCUGUGUCAACCUCCAUGGCCGGUUGUCACAGCUCCACGGAGCAAACUCACAUGCAAAAUUACUCUUUCAAAAGCCAUUAAGGUCAUCUGGUUCCUGUUAUUCGGAGAGAGCACUUUCUCCAUGCACGGAGUGACUUCUUUUGGGUUUGGACUCCUGCUCCUCUGUGCCUUCUACUGUACGUACACCCUGUCUGACAUAAUCUAUCUGACCACAUGGAAAAGUUAAAUGCCCUCUGGUAGCAGUUGCAUGGUGUGGCGGAGAAAAUAAAGACCCCAGCGUUGCACCUCUCUUGUGUCUGUUCAGUAGUUCUUAGAUGGUUCCUGUGGUUCUUUCAUUAGGACUAUCGCUAGGACAGGAUGCCAUUUCUAUCCGGCUGUUAUGGUGCAUCACUGGCAUGAGUUCAUUAAGCGAAGACCGGAUGCGUAGAGCCAUGUAGAGGUGCCCCUCCUGACCAGCCUGAUGACGGUUACCAGUGAUGGCCACACAACCAGACCCAGCUGAAGAUUCAGUUGAUGACCUGGUGGACUCCGUUCAUGUUCUCAACUCUCUGGAGAAGAUCGUCCUCACCAUCUUCCUGGCGGUCAUCAUCAUCAUGACAGUCCUGGGCAAUCUCUUGGUAAUGGUGGCUCUUUGCAAAGACCGACAGCUACGGAAAAAGAAGACCAACUACUUCAUUGUGUCGCUGGCUUUCGCGGAUCUCUUGGUCGCUCUUCUGGUCAUGCCCUUCGCGGCCAUCGAGCUGACCGUGGGCCACUGGAGGUACGGCGAGACCUUCUGUCUGGUGCGGACGUCGCUGGAUGUGCUGCUCACCACGGCGUCCAUACUGCACCUGUGCUGCAUAGCGCUGGACAGGUAUUAUGCCAUUUGCUGCCAGCCGCUGGUGUACAGGAACAAGAUGACUCCGCUGAGGGUUACUCUGAUGCUGGGAGGGUGCUGGGUCAUCCCCUCCUUCAUCUCCUUUCUUCCCAUCAUGCAACGCUGGAACACUAUUGGCAUCGAGGAGAUUAUUGACGAGAGGAGGUUCAGCAUCAGCACCAAUGAGACCUACUGCGUGUUCCUGGUGAACCCGUCGUACGCGCUCAUCUGCUCGGCCGUGGCCUUCUACGUGCCGCUGGGCCUCAUGGUGCUGGCGUACCAGCGCAUCUACGUGACGGCCAUGGAGCACGCGCGGCAGAUCGGCACCCUCCAGCGUGCCGGCUCCGCUCCGGAGCACCUCAGCAGCAGCGGUGGCGGCACCGGCGGCUCGUCCGAGACGCACGGCUCCAGCCGCAUGAAGAUCGAGACCAAGGCGGCCAAGACGCUGGCCGUCAUCAUGGGCUGCUUCUGCCUGUGCUGGGCGCCCUUCUUCGUCACCAACGUGGUGGACCCCUUCAUCCAGUACACGGUACCCUGGCAGAUGUGGACCGCCUGGCUGUGGCUGGGCUAUGUGAACUCGGGGCUCAACCCGUUCCUCUACGCCUUCCUGAACCGGGCCUUCCGCCGGGCCUUCCUCAUGAUCCUGUGCUGCGGGGACGAGCGAUACGUGCGCAAGAGCAGCUACGGACCCUCACACGCGCACUCAGGCUCAGCCAAUGGCACGACCAUCGCUCUCAGAUUAUCCCUUCUGCCCAACCGAAGCUACAGUGACAAUGGACGACGCAUUCUAUCGAGUGAGCUUGAGUCGCAGGACUCUGUGGGCGCGCUAUGACACUUACACGAUAAACUCGCACAGAAUGAGCAUCAGUGUGGGCACGUCAUUCUCUGCACUGGAACAGACGGGAGAAUCUAGAACCUGCUCUUCAGAUGAAAGAGGAACAUGAAAAAACUAUUUAAAAGGACAUAUUGAAUGGUAUUAAAUGAUACUUACGGGACCAAUUUUACGGUGUUGCUGAAGGUUAUUGUGCGAUUAUGCACUGUACAACACUCCCUCGUGAAUGUACGCCAGCUUUUAAAGCCUCAACAACAGCAAAAUUAAGGCACUUAUGUUUUAAGAGCUCAAGAUGGGCUUGUAUUUUGAAUUCGUGUUUUUCUCUAUAAAAUUUUUCAUAUUUCCUGCUGAAAGAAACGUUGAAAAGCUUUGACAAGACCCUUCACGUUUUCAUCAGUCGUCUUCAGUAUCAUGUUGAUUAAAUGUCUCGUCGAGGUGUCUUUCCACAGCAUGUUGAAAAUACCAGAGGUUUGUAUUGUGCCAUUUAUACAGGGAUGGGGGGGGGGGGUUAAAUAUUAUUUAUUUUAACGUGCACAUUUGCGCUUCGGGACUCAGGAGCAAUAACUUGUUGCUAUGUGACAACGUUUUGUAAAGUUUUUUUCUCUUGCAUUUUUUUUAUUUUAGUUUGAAUUGGCUUUGGGUCAAAUGAACAUUGAAUUCUCCAUGCGAUGACUGGCAGAACAGCAAGCCGUUUUCAAAAGGUGCGGGCUACUCCAGUUAAUUAGGUAUUGGAAUCCCUGUGUCAACAGCUUUCUUCCUCUCCAUUUCAGCCUGACUUUGAUGAAUACACCAUUGUAGCUCUUUGUAAUCUAAACAAUUUGAUGCCAUGCAACUGAGCAAUUCUAGUGAUUCAGUAAUCUAAUGUUUAUUGUUGUCCUGAACGUAUUAUACCAUAAGAGCACCAUUAUACUAUUGUUUGUACGAGGCAAUUAGACAUAAAAACCUUUCACUCGAUUAAAAGAAAUGGCAAACCCA
Clupea harengus (Atlantic herring) is the source of this 4347-nucleotide messenger RNA. Its product is annotated as 5-hydroxytryptamine receptor 4. Gene Ontology annotation, molecular function: G protein-coupled serotonin receptor activity. Gene Ontology annotation, biological process: adenylate cyclase-activating adrenergic receptor signaling pathway; positive regulation of MAPK cascade; regulation of appetite. Gene Ontology annotation, cellular component: plasma membrane. The record is from RefSeq and is a predicted model, not a curated record. NCBI's taxonomy places the organism in Eukaryota, Metazoa, Chordata, Actinopteri, Clupeiformes, Clupeidae.